Molecule: messenger RNA, 965 nt
Organism: Nelumbo nucifera (sacred lotus)
Lineage: Eukaryota; Viridiplantae; Streptophyta; Magnoliopsida; Proteales; Nelumbonaceae
Source: RefSeq, a predicted model, not a curated record
GUUAAGCGGAGAAUUGAGAUCACCGGAUUGAGAACGGCUUUGGGUUGUUGACGUGCCCGCACAUACAUCCACAAAAAAAAUCGGGUAGAGAAAGCUCGUGGAGUGCACAAUAGCAGCAAUAAGCACGGGAUCUCAAUGAGUAUCACUACUUCUUUCUCUCAGUUAAGUCAAGCUGUCAAACAGAUAAGUGAAGCCGUGAAUCAAAAUAAGAAAGUUGAAAAGUUAAAAAGGUUUUAUUCUCCUGACUAUAAAUUAGUUUACAGGAGAGGAUAUUACAAUGUUAUUAUAGUUGGCGACGAUCCAUUCUGCAAUAUCUACAUUGGUAGUCUCAAACAUACUGGUUUAUUCAUGGCUCACCCUUCUUUCUUCAUUGAAAUGGAGCCCAGGACCUUGAGUGAAGGAGAACUGAAAGAUGUCAGGGUAGCAGCAGUGGAUAUAAUUAAAAAAUUGGAAGCUAAGAAAGCUACAGAUGUAUUCAUUGAGGGACUGAGUCCAGUGGUUUCAAUAAAAGAUAUGGAAAAGUUGGUCAAGAGGAGAGAUGAACUUCAUAAGCUUGAAAAGUGCGAGGAAGUUGCUCAGGUCACUGAUUGCUCAUGCACUUCUGUCAAUGUAGAUGAAUCCCCUGAUAAAGCUAAACUUAGGGAGCCCCUUUCAGCUCCUUUUUGAAGCUUUCUGAUAUAGAGGUAACUUGGUUACAAACAUCUGACAACUUCCUCCACUCUCCCCCCCCCCCUUUGAAGUAUGAUGGAUCCUCUCUACAGCACAUUGCAUCUUUAGGCUUCAGUGCCAAACUGCCAAUUCCCUGUGUCAUUUUCUGGUAGGUAGUAGCAGCAACCAAUGUUUAGGAUGUAAAACUAUAUUUACUUCAUCUAUUUGCCACAUGUAUUUAACUGUUAAAAAUAAGUGCAAGCAUUGCUAACAUGUAAGUUUCAUUCAAUGUAUCCAAAUUGUACCUGUUGGAGCAU